Messenger RNA from Aspergillus uvarum CBS 121591, 940 nucleotides. RefSeq names its product putative Rho-like small GTPase. The coding region runs from base 259 to 858 and encodes 199 amino acids. Gene Ontology annotation, molecular function: GTPase activity; GTP binding. NCBI's taxonomy places the organism in Eukaryota, Fungi, Ascomycota, Eurotiomycetes, Eurotiales, Aspergillaceae. The transcript is spliced from 4 exons. The record is from RefSeq and is a predicted model, not a curated record.
CUGUCGGUUGUCCAGCAUAGAUCUAUUGUGGGAAAUAUCAAGCAACGACUGGUUUGAAGGCGGACCGCGUGACAUACUGUGUACAUAUUCCGGAUCUUAUCGCAUCUAGCACACUAACUUGACUUUGCGAUAACCAUCACAGGCAAUAACCCUGUAGAAAUACGGUGAAAUGUCCAACUGUCGGUGACAAUUGAGUGCACUUUACAAGCCAACACAAUCUCUCGAUAUAUCACAAGCGUCCAUAGCAUUUCAAUCUGAAUGGCGGACUCCUACCUCCAAGAAGACAACCCGACGGUUACGAUUUUACUCCUAGGAGACUCAGGUUGUGGCAAGUCGACCUUUCUAUCGAGCCUGAAAUCUAACCAUCGCCGACAUCAGGGACAAAGAGGAGACGACGUCCCAUUACGGGAUAGCGACCAGCCAUUUCUCUAUGACAUUCGCUUCUCCAAGAAGUCAUUCACCCUCGAGAUCUUCGAUACCGCCAGCCCCAAUCAGCACUGGUCGACUCUCCGGCCGGAUGUGGUGCUUCUGGCGUUCGAUAUCUCCAAUCGCGAAACCCUGAACGGGUUGAGGGGGUGGCGACACGAUGUGAUCCGGUACUUCCAACACGGCUACGGGGAGCGCAUCCCCAUCAUGGUGGUGGGACUAAAACGAGAUCUCAGAGUCGAGGGAGAGGGGAUCAUCUACCCACAGGAGUCAUACCGCAUCGCCCAGGAACUUCGAUGCGAUCGUUAUGCGGAAUGUUCCGCCGCUACGGGUGAGCUGAUGGCGGAGACCUUUGAGGAUAUCGCGCGGAUGGCGGGGAUGACCUUGACGGCGGCGGGCGGGCAGAGUAAUGGGGGUUGUGUCGUUUGUUGAUUGGUUUCUUUCUUUGUGAUACCCUUCUUUUCGAUAUUUAAUCGUUCAUAGGUGUUUCGGUCGAGCUUCGCUGAAAUCUAAG